Saccostrea cuccullata (small rock oyster) is the source of this 1953-nucleotide messenger RNA. Its product is annotated as protein BCAP-like. The transcript has 3 exons. The coding region runs from base 1 to 1953 and encodes 650 amino acids. NCBI's taxonomy places the organism in Eukaryota, Metazoa, Mollusca, Bivalvia, Ostreida, Ostreidae. The record is from RefSeq and is a predicted model, not a curated record.
AUGCAAUGGAUAAAUUUCUGCACGAGCCAACGACUUGAUUACGACUCGGCCACGUGUUCUGGACCAGAUGAAAUCAAAGCUCAAACAACAGUUCUGCAGCAAUUUGUAAAAAUUCAAGCUACUAAAAUGGAAAUGCUUGAGAAAGAACUAAAGUCAAUUAAGGAAACACUGUUCAAGCUUGAUAAUGCUUAUAAAACAGAAAUGCUUGAGGUAGAACUUAACUCAACCAAGGAAACGCUGUCCAAACUUGAAAAUGUUAAUAAAACAGAAAUGCUUGAGAAAGAACUAAACUCAAUCAAGGAAACGCUGUUCAAGCUUGAUAACGUUAAUAAAACAGAAAUGCUUGAGAAAGAACUAAACUCAAUCAAGAAAACACUGUUCAAGCUUAAUAAUGCUAAUAAAACAGAAAUGCUUGAGGUAGAACUAAACUCAAUCAAGGAAACGCUGUUCAAGCUUGAUAAUGCUAAUAAAACAGAAAUGCUUGAGGUAGAACUAAACUCAAUCAAGGAAACGCUGUUGAACCUUGAUAACGUUAAUAAAACAGAAAUGCUUGAGAAAGAACUAAACUCAAUCAAGACAACGCUGUUCAAGCUUGAUAAUGCUAAUAAAACAGAAAUGCUUGAGAAAGAACUAAACUCAAUCAAGGAAACAAUGCCCAAGCUUGAUAAUGCUAAUAAAACAGAAAUGCUUGAGGUAGAACUAAACUCUGUCAAGGAAACACUGUCCAAACUUGAUAAUGCUAAUAAAACAGAAAUGCUUGAGAAAGAACUAAACUCAAUUAAAGAAACACUGUCCAAGCUUGAUAAUGCUUAUAAAACAGAAAUGCUUGAGGUAGAACUAAACUCAAUCAAGGAAACGCUGUCCAAACUUGAUAACGCUAAUAAAACAGAAAUGCUUGAGGUAGAACUAGACUCAAUCAAGAAAACACUGUCCAAGCUUGAUAACGCCAAUAAAACAGAAAUGCUUGAGAAAGAACUAAUCUUAGUCAAGGAAACGCUGUCCAAACUUGAUAAUGCUAAUAAAACAGAAAUGCUUGAGAAAGAACUAAAGUCAGUCAAGGAAACGCUGUCCAAGCUUGAAAAUGCUAAUAAAACAGAAAUGCUUGAGAAAGAAAUAAACUCAAUCAAGGAAACGCUGUCCAAACUUGAUAAUGCUAAUAAAACAGAAAUGCUUGAGAAAGAACUAAUCUUAGUCAAGGAAAUGCUGUCCAAACUUGAUAAUGCAAAUAAAACAGAAAUGCUUGAGAAAGAACUAAACUCAGUCAUGGAAAGGCUAUCCAAGCUUGAUAAUGCUAAUAAAUCAGAAAUGCUUGAGAAAGAACUAAACUCAGUCAAGGAAACGCUGUCCAAACUUGAUAAUGCUAAUAAAACAGAAAUGCUUGAUAAGGAAUUAAACGCAAUCAAGGAAGCACUAUCCAAACUCGAUCAAACUGUUAAAUCGGAACUGCAUGAGAAAGAAUGUAACUCAUCAAAGGAAGCACAUUUUAUGUGUGGUCCUUCCACAGAAUCAACUUCGUUGGUUGAAGAUGGAAAAACCAUCAGACGAUUGACAAAUUUGGCUUAUCCAACUGCACCAGGUGAAGUUCUUGACAAAAUGACAAAGGAUCAAAUCAUCGAUGCGUUGAUUGAUUCUGAUAUCCGCAUAAAAAUCAAGCAGUCGCGCCCUGCAAAUUUGAAUGAAGCAAUUAGCCUUGCUCUGAAACUGGAGGCAUAUAAGAGAAUAGAGAAGAGAGGCAGAGAACUCAAAGGUCAUCUCAGAGCAGAUUUUGUUGAAAAACAACCUGACACUUCUGACAAAUGUAAUAAUGGCAAAGUUGCACAUUGGAUGAAAUCUGUUGAGGUGAACAUGAUAAGCAUAACUAAAGAACUCAGGGAACUAAAGAUCUCAUACAAAAAAGAACUUACGUCAACAAGUACAGAGAUACAGAGGCAAGUAGAAGAAAGCAGGAAAUAA